Amblyraja radiata (thorny skate) is the source of this 1971-nucleotide messenger RNA. Its product is annotated as trypsin I-P1-like. NCBI's taxonomy places the organism in Eukaryota, Metazoa, Chordata, Chondrichthyes, Rajiformes, Rajidae. Gene Ontology annotation, biological process: proteolysis. The transcript is spliced from 4 exons. Gene Ontology annotation, molecular function: serine-type endopeptidase activity. The annotation marks the transcript as partial. The record is from RefSeq and is a predicted model, not a curated record.
UUGCCAGGUCUGGCCCAGGACAGAAUUAUUGGAGGAUCUGAGGCAGCCCCUCACUCUAUUCCAUAUCAAGCCUCCUUGCAGAUACGAUCCGUGCAUUACUGCAGUGGAAGUUUAAUUAACCGCAGAUGGAUCCUCUCUGCAGCUCACUGUGUGAAACCUCCAUACCUCAUCACUAUUGUCUUGGGAGAGCACCGUUUGUCUAAGUCUGAUGGCAACGAGAAGUACUACAGAAUCUCUAAGCUUAUCAUAUUUCCAUAUUACCAACCGGCCACGUUCAAACACGACAUCAUGCUUCUGAAGAUGAACAGACCAGCAAAUCAGAAUGCAUAUAUCAGCCCCAUACCGAUUCCAACUUCUCGUAAAACGGUGGCUGCAGGUACGUUAUGUACAGUGUCAGGAUGGGGAGUCACCUCUGUUUACAGUUACAGCCUGUCAGAUGUGCUCAUGGCUGUUCAAGUUCCUAUCAUUUCCGUCUAUAAGUGCAACAGACCUUCCGCUUACAAUGGAAGAGUGAAUAACUACAUGAUCUGCGCAGGCUAUUCCAGGGGAGGCAAGGACUCUUGUCAGGGCGAUUCCGGAGGGCCGUUGAUCUGUGAUGGAGUCAUUCAAGGAAUUGUCUCCUGGGGUAUCAGUUGCGCACAUUACAAAUACCCAGGAGUUUACACAAAUGUAGCCAAGUACAUAAGGUGGAUUAAAAGAAAAAUAAUACUUUGAGUACAGCCACACUCACCAUUCCUAGUUACUUAUGGAAAUACUUUAGCUGAUACCUGGUUAAUUAUUAUUUUUUUGCUUAUAUUAGCCCUAAAAACCACACUAAAUUUUCCAAAAUUGCCUUUUGUUGUUGGGCCAAUUAUUGCAACACACAAUUAUUCACGCAUUUAAAAAAAAAAAAUUUAAUUGAAUCUGGCAACUAACAAUUUGUCUUUAAUUAUAAUCAUUAAGUUAAACAGAAUUGACACCCAUGGAGUUAAUUGUUGACAAGAGAAAUCUCCUGCUGUGAAACGUUUGGAACCUCCACUUGCCAGUGUCAAUUCGGGAAUGAAUUUCUCUUGAAGACCAGGCUAUUUUUUCCUCUUUUAUUAGUGGAAGGAGCAGCUUUCCUCAUCAUACACAUCACAUGCUAGUGCUUUAGGUCACCACACGAUUGCUUUGUACCUUCAGCAGCUGUAACUCCAUGUCCUACAGCUUACAUUAUCUUUCACUGCAAUGGGUUGAACAGGUAGCAUAAGCCCCAUCCGUUUUGCUUACUGCUUCUUUUCUUCUGGGCCAAUGGACACAUUAAUGGAUGCCCAAUGUUCACCUGUUAAAUCCCAGUUCGGAUGCUUUUAGGCAAUGGUUAACCAUCCAGCCACUGUGGGCCUUAGAUGCAUUCUACAGGGAUUCCACUGUCCUCUUCAUGGAAUCAUACAGCACAGGAUCAGGCCAUUCAACCCAACUCAUCCACACUGACCAGUGUGGGUACCCUUCCUUAUCAACCCUGUCACCUCUACCCCUAGGUCCAUAGCCCUAUAUGUAAAACUCAUCCAAGUGCUUAUUUCAACAUUUCCUAAAUGCUGUCCGUGACACAACCUUAACCACUAUCUCAGGCAGUUCACCAUUCUCUGGGUGCAGAAGGUUCUCCUCAUGUCCUCAUUAAAUUUCUUCCCCCCCCCCCCCCCCUUAGCCUCUAUUCCAUGUCUUCUGUUUUUGUCUGCCUCUCGUAUGAGGAAAAGUUUCCUGUAGUUUCACCUAUCUGUAAUCGUCAUACCUUUCUAUCCCUCAAUCAUGACCCCUCUUAACCUCCAGCGCUCCAGGAAGAACAGAUCUAGCUUGUCCAGCCUCUCCUCGUGGCUAAAUAUUCCAUCCCUGGGAACAUCCUGGUGAAUCCCCUCUGCAUCUUCCCCAGUGCCAUCACACCCUUCCUAUAGGGUUUUGACCAGAACUGCACGUAGAACUCCAGCUGAGGCCUAACCAAGGCUUUAUAAAGUUGAA